CAAAUGAGGUUUGAGGACAGAAUAAACAGAGUCAAAGUGCAGCUGAUCAUUUGUAUAAACACAAGCUCUUUCUAUGCAAUCAGUACUUUUCUGUCUGUGGUGGAUGGAAUAAACUGUGAGCUGCAGCUAGUAGAAGUUCACCACGAUGUGCGCAGCCUUGGUUCUGUGGAUCUUAUCAGCAGUGGUCUGUGUGGGGGGAGGCCAUCACCAUUUAGGGUAUGCCAAGGAAAACCAAGAAACUGCUGUGGACAGCUGGGACAACAGAAACUCUCUAGUGACUUCAGCAAGCACAGAGUUUGCUUACCGACUGUACAGGAAAUUGGCAGGUCUCACUGAAUCCCAGGGCAAAAACGUCUUCUUCUCACCUUUUAGUGUGUCUGUUGCCUUGGCUGCUUUGUCUGUAGGGGCAAGGGGGGAGACUCACAGACAGCUGUUCAGUGGUCUGGGUUUCAACAGCUCCCAACUGGCCCAAACAGAUGUAGACCAAGCCUUUCGUAUUCUCCUCGCAAGCAUGCAGUCUCACAAGGACAUAAGUGCAGGGACCGCUGUGUUUGUGGACAGCUUCUUCAAGCCCCAGCCUGAGUUCCUGGAUGUCCUAAAACAGUCUUAUUAUGCUGAAGGCUUCAAUCUUAACUUCACUAAAACCACAGAAAGCUCCAAUACCAUCAAUAAGUAUGUGUCAGGUAAAACCAAUGGAAAGAUAGACAAACUGGUGGAGAGUCUGGACCCAGACACGGUCAUGUAUCUCAUCAGUUACAUUUACUACAAAGGGAAGUGGGCGACUCCAUUUGAUCCUCGCCUGACUGGGCCGGAAGAUUUCAACAUAGAUGAAAAAAACAAGGUUGUAGUCCAGAUGAUGAAAAUAGAAGAAGGAAAUUUUGAAACUUAUCAUGACCAGAUACUUAACACAACAGUCCUCCACCUUCCCUUCAACAACUCCUACUCCAUGCUGCUGUUAUUGCCUAAUAAUAUGGAAACUCUGGAGAAGGCCAUAAGCCCAGCUCAUGUCACUAAAUGGCUAACAUGGAAGAAGCCCAGUGAGUACACCAUCUAUGUUCCGAAGUUUUCCAUCAAGACGUCCCACGAGCUGAAUGGGGUGUUGACUGAAAUGGGAAUCGCGGACAUGUUUGGUAAUCGUGCAAACUUCAGUGGCAUUUCAGAGAAACAAAACCUGGUGGUGUCGGCGGUUGUUCACAAAGCUUCUCUGGAUGUCGAUGAGGUUGGAGCCACUGCAGCCGCUGCCACCGGCAUUGGUUUUAUACCGCUUUCCUACCACUUUGUUCCAGAACUGAAGUUCAAUCGUCCUUUCAUGGUGAUUGUGACUGAGCGCAACACUAAACACACACUGUUCAUGGGCAAGAUUGUCAACCCAAACAUCUGAUGGAAGACAUGUUUCUGCUCUCACUGUUGUAACAAGAUACAUUAAAAACAAGUGGUUUAUCUUCUU
Messenger RNA from Nothobranchius furzeri (turquoise killifish), 1447 nucleotides. RefSeq names its product alpha-1-antitrypsin-like protein CM55-MS. Gene Ontology annotation, molecular function: serine-type endopeptidase inhibitor activity. Lineage: Eukaryota; Metazoa; Chordata; Actinopteri; Cyprinodontiformes; Nothobranchiidae. The record is from RefSeq and is a predicted model, not a curated record. Gene Ontology annotation, biological process: negative regulation of endopeptidase activity.